This is a messenger RNA of Bufo bufo (common toad), 2130 nucleotides long. Its product is annotated as E3 ubiquitin-protein ligase rnf8-B-like. Gene Ontology annotation, biological process: protein K48-linked ubiquitination; ubiquitin-dependent protein catabolic process; double-strand break repair. Gene Ontology annotation, molecular function: ubiquitin protein ligase activity; histone binding. The transcript is spliced from 8 exons. NCBI's taxonomy places the organism in Eukaryota, Metazoa, Chordata, Amphibia, Anura, Bufonidae. The coding region runs from base 194 to 1789 and encodes 531 amino acids. The record is from RefSeq and is a predicted model, not a curated record. Gene Ontology annotation, cellular component: ubiquitin ligase complex; site of double-strand break; nucleus.
UCGUUCGACAUUCGGCUACUCUUGCCUGCAGCGAGUCUGUAGGGCGCACACGCUGAUUGGUCCGCCUGGUUGAUUACAGGUGACCGCUGUCGGCGCUCGAUUACAACUGACUGAAUCUAUGCUCGGCAUGUGAUUAGUCCGGGCUUGUUGUUGAUUUCUCCCUCCGAUAGGCCGCGGAUGACAGGCGGUAAAGAUGGAGGACACCGGGGACGGGAUGAGCGGCGGCACGUGCUGGUGUCUGCGGAGACUGGGAUCAAGCCGGGACAUAUUACUACUGCCUGAGGGGGAGGAGGUGACCUUGGGCAGAGCGUUCACCACGUACCAGCUGCAGUCCACCCUGUGCCCCCUCAUGGUCUCCCGGGUGCACUGCAUCUUCAAGCAGAACGCAGAGGGUCAGUGGACCAUCACCGACAACAACAGCCUCAAUGGCGUUUUCCUCAAUAAACAGAAGCUGGAGCCUCAGAAGCCCUACGUCGUGACCAGAGGGAGCUGCGUCCAGGUGGGGGUGGCUCUACCCAACACAGAACAGGCCGAGUUUGAAUAUGAACUGGUUCAGGAAAAUCUAGAACAGAUCCGACCGCAUUUGACUCCGCAGUCGGGGAAGAGAAAGUCGACCAGAACCAAACGUAAGCUGAACUGUGAGGACUCUGAGGCCUCUGGGACGGAGGGCACCUCCGGCACCUCCAGGGCCAAAAUCCACCGGGUCUCGAAAGACUGCAGAGAGCCAACCAGGUCCCGUAAGACUGAGAUGGCCAAGCAGCCCACAGUGAAAGUGGAGGCUGUGGUGGAUUUGGAGAGCUCCAUGGACGCUGAUAUGAUGGCCCCCUCUCAAACACCGUCUCAGAGCAAUUUCCAUUUGACCAAAAUGAGACAGUCUAUUGUAGAACUUAGGGACCUAAAUGCUCAGGUCCAGGAGAAGCUGAAGAUCCCUGAGCAGAGCGGCUCCACGGGCAGCAGACAACCAGCGUCCACACAGCAGCAGCUCCAGGACCUUCAGAAGGAGCUGUGCAGUAAACAUGAGGAGCAUCUCCAGAGGGUCAGUGAGCUGAAGAAGGUCUUCCAGGAGGAGCAAGGAAGCACGGGGAAACCAUCGCAGGCAGAAGAGGAGCCUCUGGGGGAGCAGCUGGCGCAGGCGCUGAAAGAGCACUCGCUGCUCAUGGAAGAUCUGAACCGCAGUCGCCGGGAUUUUGAACAAAUAAUUCAAGCAAAAAAUAAAGAGCUACAGGAAACCAAGGAGGAUAAGGAAAAGGUGGCCGCGCAGAAGGAGGAGGUCUUCAACCACAUGAACGACGUCCUGGACAAUGAGCUGCAGUGCAUCAUCUGCUCCGAGCACUUCAUCGAGGCCGUGACCCUGAACUGCGCCCACAGCUUCUGCUGCUUCUGCAUCCAGUCAUGGAGAAAGAGAAAAGAAGAAUGUCCCAUCUGCCGGCAGGAGAUAACGACCCAGACCCGUUCCCUCGUCCUGGACAAUUGUAUUAACCGCAUGGUGGACAAACUGAGCCCCGAAAUGCAGGACCGUCGCCUGGCUCUCAUACUAGAGCGCAAAGAUCAGGCAGCAGAGACGCUCCUCCGCUCCAUCCCGGUCUCCUCUGACAGCGAGGGCAGCCCCCUACCCUCUGACAUCAUCCUCUCCAGCAGCGAGGAAGCCGAUGACCUGCUGCAGGAGGACAUCUUGUGGGACAGCGAAGACUCGCACUACUCCUUCUCCGACGAGGACAUCGAGGAUCAGGGGGAUCUCUUCUCCGACGACGAUGAUGACGACGACGACGACUUUUUCUUCAUGAUGUGAUCCGUCCUCCUGGUCAGGGCCGCGGACUCGAGUCUCUGCCAGGCGGAGCAUUAAAGUCUUGCCGCCGUCUGCUGGACUCCAUGACAGUUGGUUGAUUUGGUGGCUGUAGCUAAGAGGCGGCGUGCCCUGUGGUGGGAGGUUGUAGUAUGUUCUGUAUAGGAUCGGGGUUACAUGAAGAGCACCGUUGUUCAGUCACCCUGUGAGUAACCCCCUGUCCCCCCCUCAGUCAUCCAUGGGAAACUUUAGAUGCGAGCCACAGCGGAGGAGGCUCUGAUGUCACCAAAAAACUGCUGAAUGUGACUGACAAUUGCCUCGUCUUCUGUACCAGUAAACAGCGGGGG